AUGGCUACUGAGACUUCGGAUGACUAUUCAGAGACGUUGGCGGCCCAAAUUGCAAGGCUGAAGAGCCCAGGACUGGAGGUGACCGAGGUCAAGCUGAGGCACGUAUCAGAAUCGCCGCCUUUGGUCUCCAGGGACUCGUCGGCCGUUCCGAGCGACGUCGACGAGAGCGGCGGACCCUACGAAGAUCGCAAGCCGGGCUCGCAGGGCGAUUAUGUUCUUUUGAGUCAGUUGGCCCCAAACAAUCCCGACGCUGCAGAGCAUGCUCUAAAUCAUGCGCUCCCCGUUAUAGAGAAGAACAAUUCGUCCCCGCCCAGGCCGAUGAGCAUUGACCCUCCGCGAUCAACGAUCGACGCGGCCGAUGAGGACCAUAUCCCUCACUCAGACGUCCUGAAGCAGGACCAAGAUGGAGACUUCAGGCUCAGAGCAAGGAAGGAGUCGUUAGAGGGCGCUCUGUGCCGCAAUGGAGGUCGACUGUCGCUGCAAGAUCCACCCUCGCCCAAUGCUGAAAAGAAACAGCAAUACGACAUCAGACCGCCUCCGCUUAGGCCGUCGCUUGCACCACGGCAGGAGGGAUUCGUGGAGGACUCCCUUGCCAAAUCGCCGCUACUCUCCAAGUUCACGAUCGAUGAGCGCAAUGGCGACCCCAAUAAUACCCUAGCUGCGAUGCAGACGACGUCUCCUCCGAGACCGUCAGUUGGCCCACAAGAAGGAAGGCAGACGUUACCGUCCUUGACCACCGCACUCAGCGAUGCCGGCUCUCCAUUCUCAGCGCCGUCCCCCUACCUAUCUCGUUCAGCGUCCUCAACAUUCGGGCAUCCACUGUCCUCGAUCUCGUCAGCAAUGUCACCGCCCAAUUACUCUUCCAAUCCUUCGCUGUGGACAACAUCACGCAAGCAAACCAAUUCAACAUCGACCCCUUCUGAUUACGCUGCCUCGGCCUCAACGCCGCAAUCCGCCUGGACAACCCAGUCACCCGCUGGCUCUCUAACGACGCCACUGAGCAGCACCUCAUCCCACCCAGCACCGCCGCCACCAUCUGCAGCCCAACCCGGAUCGAUAGCAGAGCCCACCUUAACAACAACGGCCAGCGGUCCCCUCCUCUCUCCCACCCACCAACCCCUCCCAUCAGACCACAGCGCCAAUUCAUCCAUCUCCAUCUCCUCCCCGACCGCCGCUCUCUCUACAGCUGCCGCUGCCCAAGCCGCGAGCCUCAAUGGCAUCUUCCGCUGCUCCAUGCCUGGCUGCACGGCCGUCCCCUUCCAGACACAGUAUCUCCUCAACUCGCACAUGAACGUGCACUCCGACCAGCGCCCGCACUUCUGUCCGGUUAGGGACUGCCCCCGUGGCCCCGGCGGACAGGGCUUCAAGCGGAAGAAUGAGAUGAUUCGGCACGGUCUUGUCCACACCAGCCCAGGCUACACCUGCCCCUUCUGUCCAGACCAGACGCACCGAUACCCACGGCCUGACAACCUGCAGCGGCAUGUGCGCGUGCACCACAUGGAGAAAGACCGCGACGAUCCCAUGCUGAGAGAGGUGCUGGCGCAGCGUCCUGAAGGUGGCGCAAGGGGUAGGCGGAGACGCUUGGGAACCUGA
Molecule: messenger RNA, 1593 nt
Organism: Cyphellophora europaea CBS 101466
Lineage: Eukaryota; Fungi; Ascomycota; Eurotiomycetes; Chaetothyriales; Cyphellophoraceae
Exons: 2
Coding region: 1-1593 (530 amino acids)
Biological process (GO): regulation of transcription by RNA polymerase II
Cellular component (GO): nucleus
Source: RefSeq, a predicted model, not a curated record